UGGCGUCUCGUGCCAGAGACGGUGGUGGCCAACGUGGAGGGGAACAACAGGGAAGUGGAGAAGUGGUGGGACCAAGAGAGGGGCAAAACUGGCGGGCACUGAACAAACUCCUCUCUGUGUGUCCGGAAAGUCCAAAACCGGCACACUGUCAUGACAAACAAUGUGUUGUACACUCUCGUACGGUUCUUGUCUUGCUGACACGCGUGUUCAGUGAUACCGCAGGCACUCAUUAAUCCAAAACAACAUAAACAUUAUCAUUAAUCAAUUCGUUUAUUUAUUGAAAUUACAAAAAUUUCAAUAUACAUUUUGUUUUUGCACGUUUGAUUGUUUUCGUUUUUGUUUUUUUUUUCUUUUUUCAUUUCUGCAUUGUCAGUAGUUUUGUGUGAAGACAUUCCAUUUCUCUCAGGUUGUUUUCCUUCUGCACGUUGAGCAUAGAAAUUUCGUGUUAAUUUGUUUGAAUUACGAAUGAUUGUGGAUGAAUGGGUUGUUUUGGAGCACGCGAUUAAAAGGAUUAAGUCUAGUGAAUUAUGGAGACUCGAAUUGGUGUGUGUGGUGGCGGUAUUAGCGGUGCCAUUGAGCCGGUGAGAUGCGUUGGCACUCCUUCACCGGUACCAUCUACGACAUUAGUAUCAACAUCAUCAUCAUCAUCAGCAGCAGCAGCAGCAUCAACGACAACAACAGCAACAACAACAGCAAUAACAGCGGGAAUUAACAAUAAUGCGAUAAGCUCUGUUGGUAUCAGUCAGAGUCCAAUGGUUGUGCUACCGAGUCCGCCGGCUGCAUCACAUCAGAGUAAUGUGCCAAGGAUACUCAGCAGAAAUGUCAAUGGAACACUUGUACAGACCUCAGUACCGCAAAAUGAAGCAGAGUUACAAUUGUAUAGAGUCAUGCAGAGAGCAUCAUUGUUGGGCUAUUAUGACACACUUCUUGAAAUGGGUGGAGAUGAUGUGCAGCAACUGUGCGAUGCUGGUGAGGAGGAAUUCCUUGAAAUAAUGGCACUGGUAGGAAUGGCGAGUAAACCACUGCACGUGAGAAGACUACAAAAGGCUCUCCAAGAGUGGAUUACUAAUCCUUCCCUUUUCCAAACACCAGUGGUGCCAGGAACUGCAUCGGCCAAGAAUUCAACGCCUUCGGUAACAACAUUCACAUGUGCUAGCCCGAGAGCCCAGAAUUCCAGUGUCUUUAGUGGAUCAGUAGCCUCAACUAGUCCCACCACUCCAAUUUCAUUGAGCCACGUGCCUAUCACACCUCUACCGUGUCGCAGUAUCAGUCCUUUGACACCAGUUGCAAACGUUGUUACACCUACUCCUACCUCAACAUUUCGACAGAGUCCGAGUCCCAAUACUAAUACCCCAUAUUCUGGAGUACACAGUCCAGACGUACUUCAGGUAGGCACAUGUGAAUCAUCUUGCGGCAGUGGUACAACACCAAGUCCAGGAGGCGGUGGUGGUAGUUUAAAUGCACCACCCAGUCCGACUCAGACAACCCCUAUACUACUCCCCUCCCAAGUACAACGACUCGCUGAUGCAGCUGAGCGUCUUGCUAGUAAUUUGCGUCCCCUCGAUCCAAAACCACACAAUAUUAAGAAGAAGAUUUGCAAGAACCUCGAGAUGGUAAUGACUAUGCCCGACACUGACCCCAAGAGGAUGGAGGAAAUACGAAAAUACGCGGCGAUUUAUGGUCGUUUUGACUGCAAACGAAAGCCUGAAAAACCAUUGACAUUACAUGAGGUAUCGGUCAAUGAAGCAGCCGCUCAAAUUUGUCGAUUUGUGCCGGCAUUGUUGACGAGAAGAGAUGAACUUUUUCCUCUUGCAAGACGAGUUGUUAGAGACUCGGGCUAUCACUACUCGAAAAAUCAAUUCAUGACGUCCAUGACAAGACAUCGUGAGAAUGGUGACGAGCCUGAGGUCACUGGUGAAAGGGUUAAGAGACGUCACCUGGAUCAUGAUCCGGAGGGGGAAGACACGUCUCAGGCCGAGUUGGACCUUCGGUGUACCGGCAUGGAUGUCAACAUUUCCAGCCUCAGGAGCCAUGGGUCAUCGAGUCCAGUCUGGCGGAAGAAGAAUAACAACGGUGUAUUCGGAACGAGUAUUGAAGAGAUCAGUGACACCGAUAGUCAAUUUUCAUUUUCUAACGAAGAAUCAUCUUCACUUCAUGAUCCAAACGACCUAGAUGCGGACAAUACUGAUAAAGAGAGUGAUUUCAAUUUGAAGGUUAUUGCCUCUCGGGGAGACAACAUAAUUGCUGUAGCCAAUCCAGCACUGAUGGAGUGCAAUCAUCCCAUUAAGAAGGAGCCUGAAGAUGAAAAGUCAACGCUGUGAUAAUAAUAUGUUAGUUUGAUAUUGUUAAAUCUUCAAGAAUAAUUCAACAUCGUUUCUGUUAAUAAUUUAAAAGAGAAAGCAUAAGUGAAAAAUAUACACACACACAUCAUCAACUAAUUUGUUAUUUGUACUGUCGAAAAAAAAAAAUGAUGAUUUACAUCGCCAUGAUUAUAGCAGUUUUCAGUGUGAUUAUACUUGUAGCUUUAGUUGCACUUGCAUUACACAUUCUGUAUAGAUAUAACUGACUCAAAACGAAGUAAAACGAAUGAGGCGAAAACUAGUGUGUUCUUUACUCUAUUGAUGCAUCCAAAAUCCGUCUGAUGAAUCGAG
Messenger RNA from Diachasma alloeum, 2651 nucleotides. RefSeq names its product NGFI-A-binding protein homolog (gene nab). Gene Ontology annotation, cellular component: nucleus. The transcript is spliced from 11 exons. The coding region runs from base 528 to 2321 and encodes 597 amino acids. The record is from RefSeq and is a predicted model, not a curated record. NCBI's taxonomy places the organism in Eukaryota, Metazoa, Arthropoda, Insecta, Hymenoptera, Braconidae. Gene Ontology annotation, molecular function: transcription factor binding; transcription coregulator activity. Gene Ontology annotation, biological process: negative regulation of DNA-templated transcription.